UAUGUGUAUAUCAACCAGUGUGACAGUAGUAAGUAAUGCUGGGACCUAACCUUUGUAUUAGUUUUAGCUGUGAACAUUUUGAAAUAGUGUGAACACGUGGGCUAUUGAUAAGGAUCUCAAAUUCACACUCAGGGCAGUACAGGAAACAACAUCUGCAUAUUUUCUUUCUGUGUCACUGUUCAUAGCAGACUGUUGAAGUUGGUUCAUGGUUGUGAAUUGGAUCAAUUUGUUUCCUAAACAUUAUAGACAAAGAGGGAAAAAAGGAGCCGUGAGGUGCAGCCACUGAUUACCUGACGGGGAAAGGCAUCACUGAAAUCCCACCAUGACAGAUACUGAAAUACUGCAUAAUGGAACCACUGCCACCACAGACUAUGACUAUUCCGGCUACUACGACAACACCGAGGACAACGCCCCGAGCUCUUUUCAUUGCAUGGCAUUGGACUUAAAGGAAUUUGGGAGUGUGUUUCUGCCCACACUGUACAGUUUGGUUUUCAUUGUGGGAUUUCUAGGUAAUGGUUUAGUGGUGUGUGUCGUGGUGAAACACCGCAACAGUACCACCUUGACAGACAUCUGCCUUUUCAACCUGGCUCUGUCCGACCUCGUCUUCGUGCUCACGCUGCCUUUCUACGCUCACUUCACCAGGGUCAACCACUGGCCUUUCGGGGAAUUCAUGUGCCGUUUCAUCUCAACCUGCUACCACGCAGGCUACUUCAGCAGUGUCUUCUUCAUGGUGGCCAUGACGCUGGACCGCUACGUGGUCAUCAUGCAUGCUCACAGGGUGGCAGCUUAUCGCACGCUGAGGGCAGGCGUUGUUCUCAGCACGUCCAUCUGGCUGCUGAGCCUGUGUGUCUCUCUACCAGCCUUUAUCUUCUCAGAGGUCAAAGAUUAUGGUAAUUGCUCACUUUGUACCGAAGACAAGGAAAACAAUGCCUGGGAAGCUUACAACAUCUUUGCGACGAAUAUACUGGGUCUCGUGAUUCCCAUGUUGGUGAUGGUAGUUUGCUACUCAAGGAUUAUCCCUACACUGGUAAAGAUGAAGAGUGCGAGGAGGCACCGCGCCGUGAAGCUGAUCAUCUCUCUAGUGGCUGUGUUUUUCUUCCUCUGGGUCCCAUUUAACAUUUGCAGUUUCUUGCACUUUCUGCGUUUGAAACCUACAUUGUCGAACGAAUGCAAAUUUAACAACAAUUUAAGGCUGUCAAUUAUAGUGACCGAGACCCUUGCUUACACUCACUGCUGCCUGAAUCCCAUCAUAUACGCCUUUGUUGGACAGAAAUUUAUGAAACGAGCCUUGCAGCUGCUGGGGAAGUGGGUUCCUGGGAUUCGUUCUGGCUCCAGCAGAGAUUUGUCUGAUAGUACAUUCAGGAAAAGCUCUGUCAUGUCCAGGUCCUCGGAUUUAUCCCACACUGUUGUCAUUUAGCAGGUGGAGGGCAGAUGUGAUACAGUUUAUGGACACCAUAAACCUCCAAGGAGCUGAUGUGUUCACCCCUGUCCAUUUCUUUGAUGGUUUGUUUGUAAGCUGUAAGAUUAAAUUUAGGUGCAGAUCCAGAAUUUUUAAUUUGUAAUUUCUUUAACCUUGUGAGAUUGGUCAUUUUUCAACAUUUCAUAGAUGUGGCACAGUUAGGGGACUGAUAUCUAUGAGCUUGUGAAAAUGUGGUCAGCUUGAUGGGAUUUAAGGGGACUGCUUGGCCAUACUAGUUUGUUUUGUUUCAUCCAGGCUCCCUCAAUUGUCUAUCCAGGAUUUUUUUUAUUCAAAAACGUGUAAACUAUUACAGCUGCCUGUACCUGUAAAUAUAGAAUGUAGACCUUUUUUAUGCCAUUUUUUUUAAAUAAAUGUUUGCACUGUUAUAUAUUGUAUUGUUUAGAAAAUAAGAUUUUAGCUGACAGGCCAGUCAGUUUUAAAAGAGUUCUGUAGAGAGCUAAAUCAGUUAAAGACAGUUAUGCAGAUAUAGUCCAAAAUUUAACUGCACUCCAAACUUGACCACUUGACAGAGAAUGCCGUUUAACCACAAUAUUUUUGUUUCUCUGUGGCCGAUGUGUUCGGGACACUUUUUUGGUCCUUUUUACACUUUUUUAUGAAGUCUGCAAAUUGGCGAAAUUUUUUUCAUAAUGAAACGCUGACAAUUGUAAAAAAGCAAGUCUCUUUUGUAACGUGUGUUUUUUUUAUUCAACUGUUUAACGAUGACUAAAAGUUGAAACUAACAGUGGGUUGUUUUGCAUGUAAUAAAAAAAAGGUUGUGGCUUGUUAUAGAUCUGAAAGUGUCGAUGAGUAAGAAAACUUGUAAUUUUACAUAUUAUUUUCAGUAUUAUAUUAUAGAAGUGUUUUAAUCCAUGAGUACAUACUCUUUUUUUUAUCAGUUAAUUUUAGUCAUGUUUUUUGCAUUAAAUUCUGCUUAAUGCCCAAUUGCUUGCAUUGAUAGUUAAAUUGUGUUGUUUUGUUUUGCAAAUGAGAUUAUUAAAAGUUUACUUCAUGACA
Messenger RNA from Pleuronectes platessa (European plaice), 2473 nucleotides. RefSeq names its product probable C-C chemokine receptor type 3. Bases 323 to 1417 code for a protein of 364 amino acids. The transcript has 3 exons. Gene Ontology annotation, biological process: G protein-coupled receptor signaling pathway; immune response; chemotaxis. The record is from RefSeq and is a predicted model, not a curated record. Gene Ontology annotation, cellular component: membrane. NCBI's taxonomy places the organism in Eukaryota, Metazoa, Chordata, Actinopteri, Pleuronectiformes, Pleuronectidae. Gene Ontology annotation, molecular function: chemokine receptor activity.